This is a messenger RNA of Leptosomus discolor (cuckoo roller), 1671 nucleotides long. It is a transcript of the gene IL20RA, whose product is annotated as interleukin 20 receptor subunit alpha. The record is from RefSeq and is a predicted model, not a curated record. Gene Ontology annotation, biological process: cytokine-mediated signaling pathway. Gene Ontology annotation, cellular component: plasma membrane. Gene Ontology annotation, molecular function: interleukin-20 binding; cytokine receptor activity. NCBI's taxonomy places the organism in Eukaryota, Metazoa, Chordata, Aves, Leptosomiformes, Leptosomidae.
CCUCCAGCCAGUUCAACAGGAGAGUUGUAUUGUUCUCUGCCCAACCCCAGGAAUGUACAUUUUGAAUCUGUAAACAUGAGGAAUGUCCUUCACUGGUCACCACCAGAAGGCGCAGGAGAUGGAGUACUCUACAAGGUGAAGUAUCUAGUAUACGGUGUUGGCAAAUGGAUUAGAAAGCCAGAAUGCAGGAAUAUCAACAGAACAUGGUGUGACCUCUCCAGUGAGACCUCUGACUAUGAAGAACAAUACUAUGCAAGUGUUAAAGCCUUCCUAAAUGGGAUGUGCUCUGACUGGAUAGAGACCACACGAUUCAACCCUCUUACAGACACUAAAAUUGAUCCGCCCAUGGUAAGUGUAUCUUCUACCGAGAAAUCUAUUUCAGUCAUUCUCACUGCUCCUGAGAAGUGGAAGAGAAGUCCUGAGGGAGAAUCUGUAUCUCUGCUUCAAGUGUAUCCUGGCCUGCAAUACAACGUGUCUGUCCUCAACAAAAAAACAAAGAAGCGGUGGUGGUUCUCCAUCAGCAACAACACCUUGGUUGUGCCCUGGUUAGAACCAGGAACAUCUUAUUGUGUCAGCGCACAGAUACAUGUCACCACACCACUUUUGUACAGUGGGUUCUCCAAAGAAUAUUGCAUUGAUACCUUGAAAGAUAAAACAGCAGAUGAGACUAUAACGAUCAUACUUGGACAUGUUCUGCCUGUCAUACUGGCUGUCCUUUUUAUUUCAAUUACCUGCUAUUGUGUGCACAGGUAUAUUCAUGUCAGCAAGCAGAAGCAUCCAACAAACCUGGUAUGGCACUACACUGACAAAUGCAAUGAAAUGGUUUUCAUACCACGUGAAAAAAUAGUGGUCAACCUUAUCAGUGUUAAUGUGGAUGAUAACAAGGCAUCUCAGGAAUCCAGUCAUCUAUCAGAAAGGAAAAGUCCCCAUUAUUACACUGUUUACAGUGACACAGAAGGGAAGGAUUUGCCUUCAAAAGAAGUGCUGGAAACAAAACACUUGCUUGAUAUUUCACAUGAAGAGGGUAUUUUAGUGGAUGAGGACCAAGCUGGGAACUGGCCAUCUUACGGCCAGCCUGGAACAAAGAAUGCUUUGAGACAGAAAAAUGCAGGGACUGUAGAGUAUGAACAUGAUGUAAGGGCUGAAGACUUCAGUCUUGGUCAGAAACUAGAAGAGAAGACUUCUGCCCCCAGGGGACUAAUAGGUGAGCCACAGAUUGCUUUGGGGGACUUGGUUAAUAUGAAAACAGGACAGCCAUAUUGCCCCCAACUAGAGGUGAGGGCAGCAGACCCCUGUUUGGGACAGAAAAUAGAGGAACUUAAUUUGAAGAUGAUUGAUGCAGCAGAUGAAUUGCUGGGUGAGACACGUAUCAACUUGGCGGACUUGGAUACUGAAAAAUCUGGGCAGACAUCCUAUCCUCAGCUGGAAAAAAUAGCACAGACCGUAUUACUAGAUUGGGAUCCUCACACUGGAAGACUGUAUAUUCCUACCUUGCCCAGUGUUGAAAAUCAGGUGUGUGAAGGAGUGUUCAAGUGUGAUGACCCUGACAAAAAGGGUAUUUUGUCCAGACUGUAUGAGAAAGAGGUAUCUGAUGAAUCAUCAGAGGACCAAGAAAUGUAUCUCCUGCAAUUCAAGGAACAAUGGGGACUGCACGUAGAAAUGGAAGACUGA